ACUAGACUACAAGCCAUCAAACGCUCUUAGGCAGUCUUAGCUGUCUAGACUUGACCUUGUUUUUCAGAUGACUUUCGAUUUUAUUCCGGAUCCAACUCCAAACGCGAGAGGCCAUUCCAUUUCAAAUACUGUGUCUCGAGAGGUGGAUUUGUGUGCUUUUGCAGCCAAACGUCAUGUGUAAGAAAGACAAGGAAAAGCGUCGAUCCGCUUCCAGUCGCACGCCAACCCGCGGUGCAUCCGUACGACAGUCGGACUCAGAACUGUCAGAAGACUCAGAACAUUCAAAGAAUACUUCACACCAUGGAACGGACAGGCGACAAACUAAAACUUGGUUUUGCCCAUACUGUGACAAGUCGAUCGGAAAAGGAAGGCGCAGCAAUGUUGUACGACAUGUGUUGGGGGGACACAGAAACAAUAAAUAUCCCUGCGUGAUAUGGCGAAAUGGACUGCGCGAUCCGUCAGACCGACAGGAUUAUCUUCAUGGUCGGUUGCCGAAGAAAUGUCUCUACUAUCGCCUGUAUCAGGACGAAGCCAUGACCAAGCUGGGAGGACGAAUAGACGGAGUGUGGGAAGUGAGCGAGAAAAAGCAUGCCAUCGAACUGCACCCCAUAGACCUAAAAGAAGGCACGAAGCUGCGGAAGAACGCUCAACACAGGCAGAACAUACAAGCGUACGAGAAUUCAUCGCAGAGUUCUGAGCUGCCUAUGCCACUGACGUCAGCGAAACGCUCAACCGGUACAAAAUCGGCCGCAUCUCGUAAGCGUCGCUUUUCCAGUUCUUCGACGGACAGAUUGGAUCCCGAAGAUCCUAAAGAAGGGAUAAAAUUACGGAAUGACAGACAGUACCGGAACAGCGUCCCCGUAUCGGAGAUCUCGUCGGGAAGUUCUGAGCUACCUGUGCCAAUAACACAGCGUGCGGCCGUUACCAAACCCACAUCACGUAAACGUCGCUUUUCCAGUACUUCCUCGGAUAGACUGGACCUAGCCGGAAGGUCGUCGCCAGUCGCAGGAACCAGUACGCCGGGUUUACCGGAGAAAAACAUAAGUGCAUUUUCAAAGGACCUUUACGAUUCGGGCAGAGGGUCGACGACGCCGGGCGAUACCUUUCUUGUUACGGUAUACAAUGCAGACGGUACUGCAGCAGCCCAAGUUACCGUCCGCGGUACUUUUCCACCGAAGAUCACCGUAGCGAAGAAGUCAGCAGGCAUACAGAUCCAAAGCGAAUGGGAAACUGAAGGAGCUGUACACUACACACCUGGCCGUUCAACGGAGCAAGAUGAGGCUGUUGUAGGUUUUCGAUCGCGAAAACAAACAAAAACGUCAUCAGAAGCGCCACCUCGGGAUCGCUCUCUAGAUCGUGCAGUGAGUUAUUUGAUGAGCUUGUAAAGAAACUGAUGCCUUUGUUGACGUAGCACUUGAUCUACUACUCCUACCAAGUAACUGGUCAAAUAUUACUUCAAAUUGAAAAGUUAAAUAACUGAGUGUUGUUAAACUAGUAGACUGUGUUGUUCGAUUAGCAUUAACGUGAUCCUUAAUGUUGGUGUCA
Molecule: messenger RNA, 1545 nt
Organism: Paramacrobiotus metropolitanus
Lineage: Eukaryota; Metazoa; Tardigrada; Eutardigrada; Parachela; Macrobiotidae
Exons: 2
Coding region: 174-1385 (403 amino acids)
Source: RefSeq, a predicted model, not a curated record